Molecule: messenger RNA, 186 nt
Organism: Colletotrichum truncatum
Lineage: Eukaryota; Fungi; Ascomycota; Sordariomycetes; Glomerellales; Glomerellaceae
Source: RefSeq, a predicted model, not a curated record
AUGGAAUUGAGCGUUAAUAAUCGGCCGAGGAAUUUGCAAGACAUCAUCAGCGUAUCAAUUUUAGGUUUACUGCAUUCCCCGCCCGUACUACAUAUCGCAGGCCCGACCUCGGUUCCCCGCCACACACGUCUCGUCCCAAAGUUGGGGACAUCCCAUCUUUACGCACCCCACUCGGACUACAACUGA